Messenger RNA from Alternaria arborescens, 3231 nucleotides. RefSeq lists its product as hypothetical. Gene Ontology annotation, molecular function: protein binding. The transcript has 3 exons. Bases 1 to 3231 code for a protein of 1076 amino acids. Lineage: Eukaryota; Fungi; Ascomycota; Dothideomycetes; Pleosporales; Pleosporaceae. Gene Ontology annotation, cellular component: cytoplasm; Cul4-RING E3 ubiquitin ligase complex. The record is from RefSeq and is a predicted model, not a curated record. Gene Ontology annotation, biological process: negative regulation of fatty acid biosynthetic process.
AUGAAGUACACAGUCUAUGACCGCUUACUCAAGCGCGAAGUCGGACAACAGCCCAGGAAAUACUCCGACAUUCGAUCGAUAUACGGUGAUCGCAAAUGGAUUAACGACCUUGACAUCGUGAACGAGCUAGAAGGCCACAACGGAUGCGUCAAUGCUCUUAGUUGGUCAACUUCAGGCCGGUUACUUGCCUCUGGCUCUGACGACCAUCGCAUCAAUAUCCACUCGUACCACCCCGAAUCGUCCACCUCGCAGUUCAGCCUCACGACUUCUAUCGAGACGGGUCACCGGUCCAACAUCUUCUCGGUGAAGUUCAUGCCCUACUCGAACGAUCGCACCAUUGUCAGCGCAACAGACGAUGUAAGGAUAUUCGAUAUCGAAUACUCAGGGCACUCGGCCCUCCGGUCUACUGGCAGAUCCAACAGCGGAGGAAGUGCAGGCAGAGCACGCAGUAGGGUGACGCUCACAGAAGCUGACACCAACGCAAAAGCAUUCCGUUGCCACACCGACACUGUCAAGCGCAUCGUCACAGAAGACAAUCCCUUCUACUUCCUUACAUGCUCGAACGACGGAGAAGUACGGCAGUGGGACGUACGGCAACCUUCAAGGGCAUAUCCGCCUGCACGGGACACCAUGCUACCUGCCUGGGCGAGAGACGAAGACGCAUCAGACAGUAUUCCGCCGCCGCUCAUCUCGUAUGGCAGGUAUGGACUGGAUCUCAACACAGUAUCUUGCUCGCCUAGUCAGCCGCACUACAUCGCAUUGGGUGGAGCGCAUCUCCAUUGCUUCUUACAUGAUCGACGUAUGCUCGGCCGUGACAUCAACAACGAGCGGGGAUCCAGACUUUCUAGUCCAGGAAACUGGAGUGAGAAUGAUGAAGAGCUGUUAGGAAAGGCAACACAAUGCGUCAAGAAAUUUGCGCCUAACGGGAAGCGUCGCAUGAACAGAAGCGACGGCGGUCACAUUACAGCGUGCAAGAUUAGUGAUGCUGAGCCAAAUGAGCUCAUCGUGAGUUGGUCUCAGGAUCACAUUUACAGUUUCGACAUCCUGAGGGCCCCAGACGCUAGAGAGAAUGUGAAACCCGUCAAGACGUCAAACAGUGGAUCUAGCCAUCGUGUGAAGGACACAAGUAGGAAGCGCAAGCGACCAAAGUCUAGCACCUUGUCACAAGAAGGUGUGGAGAGAGCAGAGUCGAGAGCACGAACCGCAAGUGCUGAUGAGGACCUGGCACUCCGAGUGACCUACGGAAACGGUCAAAGUGAAGAUAUUCGCAUUCAUCCUCCUGCCGAGAACCGCAUGACCCAAGAAGAGUUGAAUGAUCUGCGAGCAUCGGAUCAUUACCGUAUUGCAAGCACAACUGUCAAAAUAGCAAAGCAAAUCUUUGAGCUUGGAGAGCUCGGUGAGUCAGGACUCCGACUUGCAUGCACAUCUAUCGUAGGUCUGGCGCAUUCAGUCUUGUCCGACAUGGAUGAUAUAGACAGGACUUGGGGCUAUCCGAUCGACCCAGAUCCGGUAGACGUCGCAGUUCAAAACAAGCUCCGCGAUAGCAGAGCGGCCUCUCGUCGCUUCGUACAAGCAGCUGGGACGUUAGCCCGUGUACUGGGGGGACAGCUCUUGACCGGGUCCAGCUCCGAUGCACUGAUUGCUCAGUAUUUCGCGUCUAUACAACCGGCGCCGCGAGAACGCGAGCUUCCACAACACGAACAGUUUGGAUAUGAUUUCCUGAAAGCUAUACUAUUGUGGAUCGACAGUGGCCCUGCUGCAGUUGUGGAGGGGUUUUCGCGUCGAAGUGGCAGCGCUCGCUUCCCCAUUCCAUAUGAUUCUGAUUUGGAUGCUAUCCAGGAGCGGUUGGUUCCAUAUCUGCUUGAAUUGGCAAGCGAUAAUAGCAUCGUCAACGUGGAUGCUUCCAAGUUCGAGACAGACACUACUCGGAUAUUGUUCGACUCCGAAUUCGAGGCUGUAGAUACCUUUGGCCAUGCACUCAAAGUACCCUUUGCUGACCUUACUGGCGAGAGAGAUCCAACAUCAGAGUCAGAAUCUUCUAGUGAGCCCACGCAGACUCGAGCUGCAGCAAAACGGAGAUGGGUGUAUCAAGUUGGGAGGGGUGUACUACGCAAUGCAGCCAAGGAUAUCAAGUUUGCUUUUGUGGAUCGCGCCUUUGGUGGUCAGGGUAUAUCAGACAAGACGAUCAGGGCGGAAGAGAAAGCAUUGAGAGAACGACAGGAGGAAAUUGAUACCACAGUAGAUGAGGGGCCGGUUCGGGAUGCGGAACUCGUCAGCACAGCAGCACGAGAGAACAGCGACCGGGAAGAGGCUACUCUAAGCGCUUCUCAUGCGAACGAGUCGGAAUCAGUGGUCGUUGAGAGUGCUGAUGAAGAUGAUGAAGAAGAGGAUGAUGAUGAUGAUGAUGACGACACCGACGGUGAUGCAGACUCGGACGACGGAGAACAGGAAGACGAUGACGACUCUGACUCCGUCGACGAAGAAGGACUUCAACGUACACGAUCUGGACACAUGCUCUGGCGAUCAGACUUCAGCCGCAGUCGUUACAGGCGAUGGAGAGUCGAGCGCGACGUCCCUUGUAUACCCCAUACACGUGUCUACACUGGCCAUUGCAACGUCAAGACAGUCAAGGACGUGAACUAUUUCGGCCUGCAGGACGAAUACGUCGUCAGCGGGAGUGACUCUGGGCACGUUUUCAUUUGGGAUCGCAAAACAGCAGAGCUUGUCAACAUCUUGGAGGGAGAUGGUGAGGUGGUGAAUGUUGUUCAGGGUCACCCCUACGAACCCACAAUGGCAGUUUCCGGUAUCGACCACACGAUCAAGAUCUUCUCUCCAGACGCCCACCUGCAGCGUAACGCACGCAAAGGCGUCGGCGUGCAAUCAUCUGAUCCAGGUUCCUUUUCCAGUCUCAAUUUUGGCCGUAGGCGGCGUAACCGCGCCGCCGAGCCUUCUACUGAGGCUACUGAGAGUGAGUCUGCAGUCGACGCUCCCAGUGACAGCGAUGACGAAGUUGCCCCUGGUGGACUGAGCAGUCGGAAGAGGAUGCACCAGAGUUAUCAGAUUACGAGCCAGAACGAUAUGGAUAGGAAGGGUGGGAGGGAUGAUUAUUUCAUCAGUCAAGCUGUUUUCGCGCAGUUGGCGAGGCAUAUUGCGAGGGGGCAGGGUGGAGGUGAGGAGGGAGGAGAAGGUGGACCGGUUAUCAUUACUGAGGAGAAUUGUAACAUCAUGUAG